Messenger RNA from Dermacentor andersoni, 1110 nucleotides. The record is from RefSeq and is a predicted model, not a curated record. Lineage: Eukaryota; Metazoa; Arthropoda; Arachnida; Ixodida; Ixodidae.
UCAGAGCGACCCAUUCUCGCUACAAUGGCGAGCUCAGUUUGCAGCCAGUUAUCUCAGCUCUAGAAGCGGUCGGUGGCUGCUCUCACAUAACGUCGCUCCAGGUUAAGUGCUAUGAUUUCGAUCGCAGUGUGUUCUCCGCCUUGGCGGCAUGCAUAAGAGCCUCGUCCGCGCUUACUGAUGUAAACAUAAACUUCGGUUACGUUUUUGCCCAUCUAACAAAAGAGAAACGGGAGGUGCAGACGGAACUGGUGAGAGCGCUGGCCUCCAACCUCAAGCUAGUGAGAGUCAACGUCAAGGGAGUACUGCUGGCGAAGGACGACUUCAAGGGGCUCGCGCAUGGCGCUAGCAAGAGUCUCCGCCUCACAGAAUUCGCCAUGACUCCCGCCUGUAUCUUCAGUGCCGGGCAUGGUGAAAUGUACGGACCGGUGAGCAGCUGUUCGGUGCACUUUGCCGAGGCCUGGACGGGAGUAUCCACCAAGAAGAGCAUCGCACUGGCCGACAUCUUGGAAACGACCAGACGGAAUGCCUCCGCCGUCUUGGCCGCAGCUCAGUUCGUGUUUGGAGAGGAAGAUGGCCUCGAAGGCGCUCGUUCUAUCGAGCUGAUGCAUGACCAUCCUCGUCUGCUCGAAAUGGUGAGCGAAGGUGCUGACGUCACCAAGGCCGCCGCCAAGGAGAUGAUCAGCAGCGCCCUGCUUCGUGUUGGCCUCUUGAGCCUCGACGAGUUUAUGAGAAUGACCGGCGUCGUCAAGGAGACGGCGGAAUGCCUCGCAGAUCCUGGUGCCAGGCGUCAGCUCUGUGACCUGAACCACGAUUGCUGGCUGCACAUCCGCCGCUUCCUGAAGAUAGCGGACGUUCUGCAGCCUCGAGCCGAUCUAUGUGAAAACUGCUUGCAGUCACCGUCAACAGAGCAGAGCUUUCAACCAUUUUCAUAGAAGACAGGCCAGGUCUCUAUGGCGUGGACGUACGACUGAAUCAAGAAUUCAAUAAAAGAGUCAUUCAAUGAGUCAAUCAAUAAUUCAUUCCUGUUUCCGCAAUGGAGAGCAAAGAAGCUUUUUGUAAUGCAAAUAAUCCAUUCGUGUACGUACUAGAGACAAUAAACUGGAUGUUUUA